Musa acuminata subsp. malaccensis (wild Malaysian banana) is the source of this 1768-nucleotide messenger RNA. The record is from RefSeq and is a predicted model, not a curated record. NCBI's taxonomy places the organism in Eukaryota, Viridiplantae, Streptophyta, Magnoliopsida, Zingiberales, Musaceae.
CGUUUGAGUCGGCGCUGCCGAAGCGAAAUGCCGCCGUUGUGCUCUCACCUCCUCUCUCUCAACAUCUCGCUCCCCUUCGUCGCCUCUCCUUCACGAUACCCUCGCUCUUCCUGCCACUCUCCUCCCAUCACUCUCCCCUUCUGCUCUCCCUUCCCCGCCCUCAAACCCUUCCCCCCUGCCGCCGCCGCCUCUUCCUUCCCCUAUUCUUAUCAGAACCCUGAUCGAGAUCAGCAGCGAGACCCACAACUCCUGGUACCGCAGGACGAGGAGCUCGUCAUCGGCGAUUGCCUCGUCUUCGAGGAUGGUGCCUUCGAGGAUGGCGACCCCUUCGACCCACCGUCCCCCUCCGAGGAGGCCGGUAGGCCGGGGCGGAGAAGGCCCGCCGCCGCUGCCUCCACGGCGGAAACCGAGAGCUUAGUUCCGAAUAAGUGGAAGGAGGCGGUGGAGGAGAUCAACAUGACGAAGAAGGAGAAGCGGAAGAUUUCGCACGAGUUGAAGUUCGGAAGCCGGAUGGAACGGAGGAAGAAGCCGCCCGUGCCGGACAUGGAGGAGUACCGGACGUACCGAGAGAUGAAGCUCGCCCAGCUGAAGCCCGUGGUCCUCGAUGAUCCACGCGAGUUUCCGCAGGCGGCGGUGCCUCCUGAGCAGAAGGGGCUCCCGGGAGGAAGAGUGGCUCCGAGGAACCCUAGACUGGGGUUGGAUGGGGGAACUUUGGAGGAUAUCAGAGAAUUCUUCAAUAGCGGAAAGUAUGUGCCCAGAGAUGUGGAUGAUGACAAGAAUCCCCAAGGUCGGCGUAAGCUGUUCACACUGGAAGAAAAGGUUCUCUUAAAUAAACGCAUACCUAAUUUGGCAGAAGCAACUUCAAGUAAAUGGCUCCCUCUACACAGUCUUGCUGCAUCAGGAGAAUUCUUUCUUUUGGAUACAUUACUAAAGCACAAUGUUGACAUCAAUGGUGUUGAUAAGGAUGGCUUGUCGGCAAUACACAAAGCAAUUCUUUGUAAGAAGCAGGCUGUUAUCAACUACCUCCUCAGAAAUUCAGCAAACCCUUUCAUUCGUGAUAAAGAUGGGGCUACCUUAAUGCAUUAUGCUGUCCAAACAGCAUCAAGUCAGACCAUAAAGAUCCUUCUAUUAUAUAGUGUUGACAUAAACCUUGCAGAUGAUGAUGGAUGGACUCCGUUGCAUCUUGCCGUGCAAACACAAAGAACAGAUAUAGUCAGGUUGUUGCUGAUUAAAGGAGCGGACAAGACCAUAAGAAAUCAUGAUGGAUUGACACCAUUAGAUCUGUGUCUUUAUUCGGGUCACAACUCAAGAACGUAUGAGCUCAUAAAACUACUGAAGCAGUUUCCCCUGUCGAAGACAUCUGCUUGAGUUCCCCUCUGUUCGUCUGCAUAAGACCAUCUUCGACAAGUCGCCAUCUUGAUGGCGUUAUUGUCAGACAGAUGCAGCCCAGCAAUACGUUCUGUUCUAACAGUCGCUCAUCGUGGGGGUACCGUUCAUGCGAGUGUUGCCUCUUGGCCUAAUCUUAAUCAAGUUAAGAGUGUAGCAGAAUUCUAUCCUGGUCAAUCUAUGUAUCCAUAUAAACAAGUCAACACUUCAAUUACAAGGUCAUGCUAGCUUUGUGUAAGGUCAAUAAGCUAGAACGCAACUAUAAUGUAGAUAUGGUAGUGGACGUGAAUCUUAAAUGUCCUUGCAUUUUUGACCAUAGGGUUCUUUUGUGCUAAGGGCUAAUUUCAGAUUAAGAACAUCCUAAAAGCUUCUAGUUUUGUUC